UUUCCCAGAUAAAGACCAGUUUAUUUGCAUCUUCAAUUUUCAACAAUGGUAGAGAAAUUUAAUAGAAUAUUUACUACAGAAACCACGUGGAGCUAAAGCACCGUUUGCUAUCUGGAAGAUCAGUACCAACAGGUUAAAAAAACAAAUUCAUCUUUAAUCAAAGUUGCUCUAAAUCAGUUGUGGAGUCCUUCAAGGUUCCUUCCUGGGUCCUAAUUUAUUAAUAUUAUAUGAUAAUGAACUCCAAAGUUUUGACGUUUUUAUUUUUUGUAUUUGCAGAUGACACAAAUGUAAACUAAACUGGAAGCCACAUAUUAAAAACAUUAAAAUAUUUAGAACUUUUUCUUUCACAAAAUAAACAUUUUAAACCAAAACUAUUCUUGUUGUACGGUCCCUCAUAGUUCCAUACAUUACUUUGUUUCGAGGUUUGAGAAAAAUUGCAGUAAAUAUUUAAAAAAUAUAUAACCUUAAGAAAGGGUUCCGUGGACGUUUAUUUUUUUCGCGUCAAGUUCCGCCAGAGGGCGCUGUGGUGCUUUAUUUUAAACACAUGGCACUUCAUGAACUCUUACGGGGUUUGCACUGGAAAUGGAAUAUGACCACUAACACAUCAACCAAGAAAUAUACAGUAGGAAAAGACGAUCCGCAGCAGUGAUAUAAUUAAUGCGACAUCGUGGAAGUAAUGCAGAUUAGAACCAGUUAGUAACGGAUGGAUGUAAAAACAGCCUCAAGGAUUCAAAUUUGUAGUAAAAAGUAGAUGUUCUCCUGCAAACUUUAAAAAGGCAAGCAAAAAAAAAAAAAAAUCUCAGGGGAGUGAAGAUGGAGGUCUCGCUGUAUAGUAUAAAGGGGAGUCUUGAUGACCGGGCUUCCAUGGUCUCGGGGGGUUUUACUCUACUCAGGGGGGCGGUGCACUUCUCCAGACCCCUCCCGCCCCCAAAAGCCGCUCCACAAACAGUGACCGGCAGGCAGACUGCUAGUCAGGCGCUUCCUCCACAUCCAGCAGCCACAGCUGCAUCCCAUGCCCGCAGCCUCUCCGGGAUAGAGCGCCAUCGAUCAAGCAGCGUCCGUGCGUCCAUCAGGCUGGAGGUCCGCAGCGGUCGGCCGAACAUGCUGGAAAACGGGAGGAAGGUGUACAAGGAGGGUCUGCUGGAGAAGCGGAGCGACGGGCUGCUGCAGCUUUGGAAGAAGAAGCACUGCGUCCUGACCGAGGACGGCGUGCUGCUGCUGCCGCCCAAGCAGCACGAUCACCCGCAGCAGCAGCAGCAGCACGGAGGAGGCGGCGGCGGCGGAGACACGGGCAAAGUCAAGGAGCUUCACUUCGCCAACAUGAAGACAGUGGACUGCGUGGAGCGGAAAGGCAAGUACGUCUACUUCACCGUUGUCAUGACGGAGGGGAAGGAGAUCGACUUCAGGUGCCCGCAGGACGAGGGCUGGAACGCGGAGAUCACCUUGCAGAUGGUCCAGUACAAGAACCGGCAGGCGAUCCUGGCCGUCAAGUCCACCCGGCAGAAGCAGCAGCUGCUCGUCGUGCAGAUGCCCGGGCAGAAGACCGUCCGGAGCUCCCCGAGCGUGGCGUGACCCGCGGAGAGCCCCGCACACACCGGCGCGCCUUCAGCGGUGAAUUUGACACUCAGCCGAGGAAGACAAUGAACCCAGGCUUCAUCUCSCCCUGCUGCUGCUUCACCAAGCUCCAUUCUCCAGGAGAACUGAACACCCCACACCCCAAUUCAUGAUGUGGUCUCCACAUACCAGCCCUCCCCCCCCCCAGCCCUCACUCCUCUUUUCAGUACAGAGACUUGCUUCACAAAAGACUGAUGGACUAAAAGCAUGUGAGAAAACAUCUGUAUUCUACCGUGCAAUGGGUUUUGUCCCUUAUUUAUUAGAUGUGUAUAUAUUUUUUUAUAUAUAUAUAUAAAAAAAAGAAGUUGUCUGAAUGUCAAGUGUGAGAGUCACUGGAGGUAAGCAUUCGGUCGACUUGGACUAUCUAACGAACUGGAACCUCGAGGGGAACGUUUGGUGAUGUUCCCUAAAGGUUACGGAGCCUGAAACUUUCAAGAGACGAUGAUGAGGAAAGGCUGGCCCGGUGACACGCCGGUCCUUCCUGUAGCUUUUAGGGAACGUUCUCUCGACGUUCCCUGGGGUGGAACGUUAGUUGAACCAGCUCGUUAUGGAGAAGAUGCCUCAAUGCUUCUGGUUUUAUUUUCUAACAGAGCCAAAGACUCAUUUGAUACAUUUCUCUUGUUGCGCAGUAUUCCUCUCACUUCACUAAACAUGUACAGAUCAAGAAAAUGAUUGCGCUCUGCGGAUUGACGGUUGGUUUUAUAUGCUUGAUUUCAACGGUGUAUUUUAGUGUUUCCAUUGGGUGCUUUGGUUGCUUUCCGCAACUUUAUUUUGCUACAUUUGUGAAUUGAAGGGAAAGCUGUUGAUAUGUUCUUAAAUGAUGGGUGUACUCUGACUUUUUAACCUUGGACAAUAGGGUUAAGGUGACUAUUUCAGAAACUGAGCUGCUUCAGAGACCGUUUCAAUGCUUGGAUUAAAUCUUAGUGGACACAUAACAUUACAUUAAACUUAGUUAGACACCAGAAUUGUCACAAUCAACAAAAUUGUUAUCAUGACUUGAGGCUCCUCUGAUUAGGAGAUUUAGCCAAAGCUCUUUUUCUCAGCUACAGAAACUAGGAAUUUGUUGAAAUACGUUAGCAUCUGAGUGAUUGGCUUUGUUAGCUUACUUUGUUAGCUUAGUUCGGUUUGAAUGCUGAAGUUGGAAAUUUCUUUUGCUUUGUUAGCUUACCAAUAGCAGUCCGUAAAUAGUGCGACAAUCUGUAUUGUCAAACAAGCUGUUUUUGACAGUGUUACUAUUGCUUAUUUGACCAAAUACUAAGCUAAAAGCUAUUAGCUUGGAUUGCAAUUUCCUGCCUAGCAAUGCUAUUAGCCUUAACGAACACAGCAAUGGGCAAAUCUCACUUGGUUUUGAACACAAACCUGGAAUGCAUUUGUAGAACCAUUUUAAAAUAAAGCAAAAGUGAUUCCUAGCCAGCCAAUAUUCAGCUUGCCAACUAUUUGGUGUCAAUUCCUUAAAUUGGUGUGCCAACUACUGUUGAUACAACUCCUGGCGUGACAGGAUCCUAGGAUCAUAAAUAACACCAUCAUAAUACAAGAUGACAAAGUCAUUUGAUAACAUUGAUGGUCACAACAGGAAAAAGUUUUCCUGAUCCCCAUAAUUUAACCUCUUUACACCGUCUCUGUUUCAAGUUGUCUCAUGCUGAUUUGUAGCAAUUUACUGAAGAGGGACAGCUAAUCCUUAUUCAUUACUUAUAAUUAGAUCCAGACAGCUUUUGUAUGACUCGAAUAACAGAACAGCAACCAUUUGAAACAAACUUUACAUUUUAGUAAUUGCAAAAAGAAGGACACAACUACCCAAAUCAGUCUCUGUUGCAGCUCAGUUUUUGAAUGUUUGGAAAGAAAAUCACUUCUGUGCUCAACAGAUUGAAGGCAUGGGAGAGUUUUUAUGAGGAAGUAAACGUAUUAAUACAUAUAAAGGUGGCGGUGCAGAGCAACAGUCAGUGCCACAUGUCAACCAGAGGCUUCAGAAAUGUCUUGUGUUCCACCAGGACGUAUUUUAUCUCACUGUGGCUCAUGAUGUUUCCUCUUUCCUGGGCGGGUCUCCCACCACUCGCCAGCGUACUGCAGUUAAUCCAGCACAUGCCUCUGUGUUGCUGUCAUCUUCCACACAGGGCCAGAGCCGUGCCCUUUAUCUGACGCGGCCGGCGCGAUGCUUCCCCGACAUGCCUUCCUGUUUUCAUCAUUCCGCACUGUUAGGAACCACUGUCCAAUUUCUUAUUUCCACGGAGAUUUAUUUUCAUACCUCGAAAAGAUACAUUCCAUUAAAAAAACAAACAAAA
Messenger RNA from Poecilia reticulata (guppy), 3893 nucleotides. RefSeq names its product pleckstrin homology-like domain, family A, member 1 (gene phlda1). Gene Ontology annotation, molecular function: phosphatidylinositol phosphate binding. Gene Ontology annotation, biological process: positive regulation of apoptotic process. The record is from RefSeq and is a predicted model, not a curated record. NCBI's taxonomy places the organism in Eukaryota, Metazoa, Chordata, Actinopteri, Cyprinodontiformes, Poeciliidae.